Messenger RNA from Hirundo rustica (Barn swallow), 10506 nucleotides. RefSeq names its product chromodomain helicase DNA binding protein 6 (gene CHD6). NCBI's taxonomy places the organism in Eukaryota, Metazoa, Chordata, Aves, Passeriformes, Hirundinidae. Bases 120 to 8438 code for a protein of 2772 amino acids. Gene Ontology annotation, molecular function: ATP-dependent chromatin remodeler activity; protein binding; ATP binding. The record is from RefSeq and is a predicted model, not a curated record. The transcript has 38 exons.
AUCAAUUUGCCUGCUGACAACUAUGCUGAACUCGUAGUGAAGUCGGGGACCGCGGGGCCAGGCAGGCUGCCUCAGCACAUCCAGAGCUGGUUCUGCCUGGUCUGCUAUUGGCCUUUGAUAUGCCGCCAAGCCUAAAAGCACUGAGCCUCUCCCCAAUGUCGUCUGCCUGGGAGUGCAAGACACGGGACACCUUUGCCAGCGGUGAAGAGCAGGACGAGGUGACCCACCACGUGACAGUGACAGCCACAAACACAGGUGACCAGUGCCAGUGCUCGAAGGAGGAGCCCAACGGGGCUCCUCAGAAGUGGACAAACACCCAGAACGGCAUGCAGGACAGUGGGGGUACGGGGGUGAAGAAGAAACGGAAGAAAAAGGAUCUGGGAGAGCAGGAAGGGGGAGAUAAAGCAGCUGUGGAGGUGAAACCAAAGAGGAGGAGAGAGCCUAAAGAACCAAAAGAGCCUAAAAAGGUGAAGGAGUCUAAGAAGCCGAAGGAACCCAAGCAGAGGGAGGUGGCUAAGAAGCCCCGGAAACCUCGGGAACCCAAAGCCCCAAAGGAGCCUAAAGACAAGAAGAGUGGCUCUGAGUCAGCCCCCAGAUCAAGACCCAAGAAGAUCAGCAAAGACACCCCUGUGGAGAAGAAGAAGAAAGGGAAGAGGAAAAAUGAGAUAUCAGUGACCAGUUUGGAUUUGGAUCAGGAUAUCCUGAGCCCAUCUGUACAAAGCCCAGAGGAGUCUGUGGAGUCAGCUGACAGCCAGAAACGACGCUCAGGAAGGCAGGUGAAGAGGAGAAAGUACAACGAGGACCUGGAUUUCAAGGUCGUGGAUGAUGAUGGAGAGACAAUUGCCGUGCUGGGAGCUGGACGAACCUCUGCGCUCUCUGCCUCUACUCUGGCGUGGCAGGCAGAGGAGCCUCCUGAGGAUGAUGCCAAUAUCAUUGAGAAGAUCCUUGCCUCCAGGAUGGUGCAGAAGGAGGCUCAUCCUGGAGGCCUGGCAUUUGAGACAGAGGAGUUCUACGUCAAGUACAGGAACUUCUCUUACCUCCACUGUAAAUGGGCAACACUGGAGGAGCUGGAGAAAGACCCCAGGAUCUCGCAGAAGAUAAAGCGCUUCCGGAACAAGCAGGCUCAGAUGAAACAUAUUUUUACAGAGCCCGAUGAGGAUUUGUUCAACCCGGACUACGUGGAGGUAGAUCGAAUUCUGGAGGUGGCUCACACAAAGGACCCUGACACUGGGGAGGAGGUGACUCACUACUUGGUGAAGUGGUGCUCACUGCCCUAUGAGGAGAGCACCUGGGAGCUGGAGGAGGAUGUUGACCCAGGGAAGAUUAAAGAGUUCGAAGCCCUCCAAAUCCCUCCAGAAAUCAAGCACAUGGUAACGUACCCUGAGGAGCGCCCAGCGUCCGAGUCCUGGCAGAAGCUGGAGAAGUCCCGCGAGUACAAGAACAGCAACCAGCUGCGGGAGUAUCAGCUGGAGGGAAUGAACUGGCUGCUCUUUAACUGGUAUAACAGGAAGAACUGCAUCCUGGCUGAUGAGAUGGGGUUGGGGAAGACAAUCCAGUCAAUCACUUUCCUCUCAGAGAUAUUCCUGAUGGGCAUCCAUGGCCCCUUCCUCAUCAUCGCACCUCUCUCCACCAUCACAAACUGGGAGAGGGAGUUCCGCACCUGGACAGAGAUGAACGCCAUCGUGUACCAUGGCAGCCAGAUCAGCCGGCAGAUGAUCCAGCAGUACGAGAUGGUGUACAGGGACACACAGGGUAACCCUCUCCCUGGGAUCUUCAAGUUCCAGGUGGUUAUCACCACCUUUGAGAUGAUCCUUGCUGACUGCCCAGAGCUGAAGAAGAUCCAGUGGCGUUGUGUGGUCAUUGAUGAGGCACAUCGCCUGAAGAACAGGAACUGCAAACUCCUGGAGGGGCUGAAGCUCAUGGCCCUGGAGCACAAGGUGCUGCUGACAGGGACCCCCCUGCAGAACUCGGUAGAGGAGCUCUUCAGCCUCCUAAAUUUUCUGGAGCCACAGCAGUUCCCCUCAGAGACAGCCUUCCUGGAAGAGUUUGGAGACCUGAAGACAGAGGAGCAGGUGAAGAAACUGCAGUCCAUCCUGAAGCCUAUGAUGCUGCGACGGCUGAAGGAUGAUGUAGAGAAGAAUCUGGCCCCCAAGCAGGAGACCAUCAUUGAGGUGGAGCUGACCAAUAUCCAGAAGAAAUAUUACCGGGCUAUCCUGGAGAAGAAUUUCUCCUUCCUCUCCAAGGGUGCCAACCAGCACAAUAUGCCCAACCUCAUCAAUACCAUGAUGGAGCUGCGCAAGUGCUGCAAUCACCCAUACCUCAUCAACGGGGCAGAGGAGAAGAUCCUGGAAGACUUCCGUAAAACGCACUGCCCAGAGGCACCAGACUUCCAGCUGCAAGCAAUGAUCCAGGCAGCUGGGAAGCUGGUUCUCAUUGAUAAGCUGCUUCCCAAGCUGAUUGCUGGUGGGCACAAGGUGCUCAUCUUCUCGCAGAUGGUGCGCUGCCUUGACAUCCUGGAAGACUAUCUCAUCCAGAGACGGUACACCUAUGAGCGCAUCGACGGGCGGGUGCGCGGCAACCUGCGCCAGGCUGCCAUCGACCGCUUCUGCAAGCCCGACUCGGAUCGCUUUGUCUUUCUGCUGUGCACACGGGCAGGCGGGCUGGGCAUCAACCUGACCGCUGCCGACACCUGCAUCAUCUUUGAUUCUGACUGGAACCCACAGAAUGACCUGCAGGCUCAAGCUCGCUGCCACCGGAUCGGGCAAAGCAAGGCCGUUAAGGUCUAUCGCCUCAUCACCAGGAACUCCUAUGAGCGGGAGAUGUUCGACAAGGCCAGCCUGAAGCUGGGCCUGGAUAAAGCUGUGCUGCAGGACAUCAAUCGCAAGGGCAGCACCAAUGGGGUUCAACAGCUCUCCAAGAUGGAGGUGGAGGACCUGCUGCGGAAGGGUGCCUACGGCGCACUCAUGGAUGAGGAGGACGAAGGGUCAAAGUUCUGUGAGGAAGACAUUGAUCAGAUCCUCCAGCGCAGGACACAGACCAUCACGAUCCAGUCUGAAGGGAAGGGCUCCACAUUUGCAAAGGCCAGCUUUGUAGCAUCAGGAAACAGAACUGACAUUUCCUUAGAUGACCCCAACUUCUGGCAGAAGUGGGCCAAGAUAGCAGAGCUCGAUACAGAUGCCAAGAAUGAAAAGGAGAGCCUGGUCAUCGACAGACCCCGGGUGCGGAAGCAAACCAAACACUACAACUCCUUCGAGGAGGAUGAGCUGAUGGAGUUCUCUGAGCUGGACAGUGACUCGGAUGAGCGACCCACACGCUCGCGCCGCUUUAACGAGAAGACGCGGCGAUACCUGCGGGCUGAGUGCUUCCGUGUGGAGAAGAACCUGCUCAUAUUUGGCUGGGGACGCUGGAAAGAUAUCCUGACCCAUGGGCGGUUCAAGUGGCACCUGAAUGAGAAGGACAUGGAGAUGAUUUGUCGGGCCUUGCUGGUGUAUUGUGUCAAGCACUACAAGGGGGAUGAGAAGAUUAAGAGUUUUAUCUGGGAUCUCAUCACACCAACGAAGGACGGCCAGAAUCAGGCUCUGCAGAAUCACUCAGGCUUGUCAGCACCAGUGCCCAGAGGCAGGAAGGGGAAGAAGACAAAGAACCAGAUGCUGCUUCCUGAGAUAAAGAACGCAGACUGGCUUGCCACCUGCAACCCCGAGGUGGUGCUCCAUGAUGACAGCUACAAGAAGCACCUCAAACAACACUGCAACAAGGUUCUGCUGCGAGUGCGAAUGCUCUACUACCUGAAGGCUGAAGUGCUGGGGGAGGCUGCGGAUAAAGCCUUUGAGGGGACCCCUGCCAGGGAGCUGGAUGUGCUGCUGCCAGACAUUGACUACGUGGAGAUCCCAGUAGACUGGUGGAAUGCUGAAGCCGAUAAAUCCCUGCUCAUCGGCGUCUUCAAGCACGGUUACGAGCGGUACAACGCCAUGCGGGCGGACCCAGCGCUGUGUUUCCUGGAGAAGGUGGGCAUGCCUGAUGAGAAGCUGCUCUCUGCCGAGCAGGGCGUCAGCGAUGGGGCACAGGAUGCUGCUGAAAGGGGCAGCGUGGAAAAAGAAGAGGGCAGUGGAGAAAAGCUGGAGGGGCUGUCAAAACAGGAGGACAUUGUGGCUGUUGGGGAGGGUGAAGCCAGUGAGAAGCGGGACGAGCCAGCGGCAGCCCAGGAUGGCUCUGACUCAGACAGAUCCUGCUGGCCUGUCUCCUCUGCUCUCACGGCCAGACUGCGCCGACUCGUCACCGUCUACCAGCGCUGCAACCGCAAGGAGCUGCCUCCCCGCACCGAGAUGCUGGUGCCUGGUAACCAUGGCUACUGGCUGCAGGAUGAGAUGUUCCGGAGAGCCUCGGAGAUGGACUCAGUGAACAAAGAAAUGCAGAAAAGGUGGACCAGGAGGGAGCAGGCGGAUUUCUACCGUACUGUCUCCUCCUUUGGGGUUAUCUAUGACCAAGAGAAAAAAAUCUUUGACUGGGCCCAGUUCCGAGCCAUCUCUAGACUGGAGAAGAAGACGGAUGAGAGCCUGGAGAAGUACUUCUACAGCUUUGUGGCCAUGUGCAAGAAUGUCUGUGGUCUCCCUUUGUGGAAAGAGGAUGGUCCUCCAGACCCUGACAUCUACGUGGAGCCCAUCACAGAGGAGCGUGCUGCCAGGACCCUGUACCGCAUUGAGCUGCUGCGGAAGGUGCGCGAGCAGGUGCUCAAGUGCCCGCAGCUCCACGAGCGCCUCAAGCUGUGCCGGCCCAGCCUCUACCUGCCCGUGUGGUGGGAGUGUGGCAAACACGACCGGGACCUGCUGAUCGGCACCGCCAAGCACGGCCUGAACCGCACUGACUACUACAUCAUGAACGACCCCCAGCUGUCUUUCUUAGACGCGUACAGAAACUAUGCCCAGCAUAAAAGAACGGGGCUCCCAGGCCCAGAAACCUUGUGCUGCCUUUACCAGUCUAACUCCAAACUCUACGGUUCCCCCGUGUACGGCCGGCUGGACCAGACCUGUGAAACCCUGGAGAACGAAGCUGAGAGUCACAUCAAGCUAGAAACCAUGGACAGCACCAUGUCCCAGGCUGGGGGCAGCCCGCUGGACACGAACUGUGAAACAUUCAUGUCCGAAGUCCGGGACAUCAUCUCCAGUAACUACGAUGAGAGCUCGCUGCCGGACUCACUGGUGUGCAUGAUGUACGAUGAGAAGGCCUGUCCCAGCGAGCAGAGCUCCCUUGCCAGGGACAGCCCAAGCUGCGCAGAUGUUGGAAGCAGCGUUGCCAAACUCUCCGAGAGCAAGCUGGAGGGGGAUGAGGAUCCAUCCAGCUGUGAUGCAGAUGCCAUGAGGGAGGCUCCCUUCCUAGAGGGUUUGCAGGUGGGCUCUGACCGAAUGGAUGAUGAGGAAGCUGAGCCUUCACCUUCUACUCCUGAGAGCAAUCCUUCACAGAGUGCCCCAGCCGAGCUCGGCAAAGGCUUGGAACAGAAAGGAGCACUUGCCAGCCCAGCAGCGGGACUGCCUGAGCACGGCGCCGUGGAAAGAGUCCUAAGUGUGGGGCUCUACAGUCCCAGUCUCCAUAACUAUGAACUGAAGGUUCCUCCUGAGCAGAGGUUCAUCAGUCUGCUGCAGGAGAAAGGAUUGGAGGCAAAGUCAGGACCAAGUCAGAGCCACAGCGAGGAAGAUGAGGAGGAAGAAGAGGAUGAUGAUAACUCUGAGGCAGCAGCAGAUGCCGUGGAAAGCUUGAAUGGUCCCCGGAUUGGGGCUGAUUGUGACCCUGAGGCUCAUAAACUGGGGGGUGAGGAGCAGAGCUCUGUUCUCCCCACACCUAAUGCCACUUGCCCAGAAGACAUAAAUGGCAAGAGGGAGUCCCUGGGGCUGGGGGAGCCCGGGGCAGAGGGCAGGGAGGACUGUGGCUUGAACGAGGAGAGCACCCAGCAGCACUCACCGGGCCAGGCUCAGAGCCAGCCCUUCAGCCUGCCUACACCUCUGCCUCAGGGAGGGCCUCAGGGGGCAGAAGCGCCCUGUGUCAGGGGGAAGCCCUUGGGCCGAGAUGCUGAGGGGCAGACAGGCUGCACAGAGGCUGCGCACCCUGAGCCUCAGGGUAUAAAGCAAGAAGAGUGUGAGAACAGAGAUGACGGGGAGAAAGCCAGCAGCAACCAGAGCCAAGAUGGUACAGAGAAGUACUCGGAGGAAGAGAACAAGAAUUCUGCUUCUGUCCUACCCGGGGAGAUUGAUGAUCUUCAGGAUACCCGGGCACCGACCAUUGCCCAGCUGCUGCAGGAGAAGACACUUUACUCCUUCUCUGAGUGGCCCAAGGACCGUGUCAUCAUCAGCCGCAUCGACAACAUCUGCCACGCCAUCCUGAAGGGCAAGUGGCCUUCCUCCAGCCAGCAGUUUGAGGCACAGAGCUUGCUGACAGCCCCAGCCAUGGCCAGCAACACCAGCAGCAGGAGCAGUUUUACUGAGUCAGAAGCCCCCGAUCCCAACUUCAGUAAUGGGGUCUUAAUGUCACGGGUACAAAAGGAAGGUUUCCUGAGCCCUGCCUUUGCAAAAGAUGAGCGGAAGCACAGGAGACCCUAUGAAUUUGAGAUGGAGAGAGAUGUCAAACAGAGGAGCCUGGAGCAGCUGGCAGCAGCCCACGUCCAUCCGCCCAUUGUGCUGAACGGCUGGCGCGAGGCAGCAGUGGACUUGUCCAGAGCCUCUGAUGGCUCCCUGGGGAGCUCCUCUCCUUUCCCCCUGAACGCAAACAUGCCCAAACUGGGGACCGUGAAUGCCCUCCAGAGCUCCCUGGGCAUGGACUUGUCUGGCAUCCUCCAGGCAGGGUUAAUCCAUCCUGUCACUGGACAGAUUGUAAACGGCAGCCUCCGAAGAGAUGAUGCUGCCAUGAGGAGGAGACGGGGCAGGAGGAAAAAUGUCGAAGGGAUGGACCUCAUCUUCUUGAAGGAGAGGCCUCUUCCAAACAGGCUGCAGGAAUUGUCUAAGGAAGAUGAGGAAGACAAGAUCCUACUGCACCCUUUCUCCUUCCGUCCUGGGAUCCACUCAAAGAAUGGAGCAAGACCAGUGCCCCUAGACCACUUUAGGAGUGAUCUGAGGGGAAGUUGGUCUUCCUGGUGUUCAAAGUGUUUCCUUGAUGUUCAGGAAGACCAGCCACAGCCCCCUCAGAACAGUCCCCUCCCUGAUGGGCCGGUUGCUGCUUCCUCAGCUCCACAGCCAGUCCCAGCUGCAGGCCAAGAGAAGGCUGUCCCAAAUAAGAGUCUCCUUGACUGGCUCCGGCAGCAGUCUGACUACACACUCGAUGUUCCCAGCUUUGGCACAAAUUUUUCAGACAAACCCAAGCAGAGGAGGCAGCGCUGCAAGGACCCCAACAAACUGGACAUUAGCUCUCUGACGGGAGAGGAGCGGGUGCCGGUGGUACAUAAGGGUACCGGACGGCGGUUAGGGGGAGCCACGGCACCAGCAUUGAAGGAAUUGCCAAGGUGGCUUGAUGCAAACUUGGAGUAUGCUGUUGCAGCUGACUGGGCUGACAUUGUUAAGCUUUCAGGCUACUUACCCGAAAACAAAUUCAAUCGCAUCCUCACCGAGCCUGUGCUCCGAGACACCGGGCCACGCCGGAGAGGGAGGAGGCCCCGGAGUGAACUCCUUAAAGGGCCUGGUGUCGUAGCAGAUUCUUCUUCUGGAAUGGGACCAUUGUUCAUGAACGGACUAAUUGCUGGGAUGGAUCUAGUGGGACUUCAGAACAUGAGAAAUAUGCAAGGGAUCCCUCUGACUGGGCUGGUCGGGUUUCCUGCUGGCUUUGCAGCAGUGCCCGCUGGUGAGGAUGUGAAGAGCACCCUGAGCAUGUUACCCAUGAUGCUGCCAGGCAUGGCGACCGUACCCCAGAUGUUUGGUGUGGGAGGACUCCUCAACUCCCCGAUGACGACGACUUGCACCGCGACCGCUCCGACUUCGUUAACUAGCACAACGAAAGGUGGCACAGCCGGCGCCGAAAAAGCCAAUGAGGAGAAACAGGGCAGCCAGGAUGGGAAAAAAGAACCUCUCGCUGAAGAUAAGCCCGGUCCUAGUUCAUUUUCUAAUCAGACAGAAUCUGCAAUAACUACCAGUAGUCCUGUAGCUUUUAACCCAUUUCUUAUCCCAGGGAUGUCUCCUGGACUGAUCUAUCCCUCCAUGUUCCUUUCCCCUGGCAUCGGCAUGGCGCUGCCUGGCAUCCAGCAAACCAGGCACUCAGAGGCAGCAAACCUGGAGACCCAGAAGCGGAAGAGGAAGAAAGUGAAAGGGGAAUUGGCAAACCCAGAGCCAGAAACUGUCUCACUGCCAGAAAAAGAAGCUGCGAACAGUCAAAACUGUGUGGAGCAGAGCCUGCCAGCGGUGGCAGAGAAGGAGCAGGACGGACCAGCAGAGGAGGAGCGCCAAGCAGCUCACGAUACCGAUUAGAACUUUUGUUUCAUUGAAAGAAAAACACAAAAAGAUUGUGGCUUGUGAGUUUCUUAUCCCAUAAACUCUUUGUUACUUCCCCUCCCACCCCGCUCCACCUUCAUAUAAACCUGUGUUUCCAUGAGUAAUAUUAUCUACCUAAUUCCCCUGUCAGAAAAAACUGGUGACAUACUACAUGUUAAUAGUUGCAGGGUCUUGCCACUUUAUUAGAUAAGCAGUGUUGUCUAGCUAGUAUGGGAGGCACUGAAUUCUCAUUCUGUUUUUCCAGUCCAUCAUCCCAGCCGACAAUAGCAAAUCGAGUACUUGGUCACCCCCCGCAAAUUGCUCACUCCUUUGAGAAGAAAAAGCAGCAAAAAAACAAGAGCAAAAGAAAAGUGUUUCUCUCUUGGUCUAACACACAGACAAGGGUAUUUCUGUCUACAACGACACUGAAUGAAAAAGCCUAUAUUUGGGCUAAAAGCACAGCUAUAGUAAGUGCUAAUGUGUAUUUUUGAUUUAAAGUAUUUCCCUAUUUUAUCAUGGUUACUAGAAUAGUAGUAUAGACAGAACUAUAUAACUAAUGAUUGAAAAUGCAUAUAUUCAUUUCUUUGAACGGAAAAGCAUACCUGGUAGUGAUAUAAUUUCUUGAUCACCCCCACCUCAAAGGUUUGGAGACAAACUGCAGAGAGUGAAAAAAUGAUGUAGACAUUCUUUUUGUAUUUUUUAAAACCAACGUUUGGUUUUAUGUUACGUGGAGUUUAGUUGCCCUUUCCUUGGUAGUUACAAGAACUUUCCAGCUUGAGCUGGAAAGGUUUUGCACACUUGCAUGACUUUUCUGGGGUUACUGUAUCUGUAGCAACCAGUUCCUUCAUCAUUCUGCUUGUCUUCAGUUCUCUCUGGCGUUAGUUCUCAGCUAUGGCAUUACAGGUGCUCUAAAGGUAUUUUUUUCCAGCCGUGAACAGACCACACUGAUUUUAAUGCUCUUACAUGAACACUGAGGCUUUCUGAGUUUUUAUAUUUCCCACUCCUUACCCCAGAAGCGACGUUCUUUCAGCAAACUCUGGGAAGGCUGUAGGCCCCCUUCCCUCCUUGGGGAGUCCUCUGAGAAGGACCCUUGAGACACUCAGAGCCUGAGUUUCUUACUUUCUGGUGAUGGCCUGUGAAGAGAUGACUUUGGAUUCUUCCCGUUCCGUUUGCUGUUGAACAGUAUUUCCAGUCCUCCAAAUGAUUUCAGCAUCUGCCUUUCAAACGGAUGGGUUUUAAUGCUGCCGGCCCCCUGCUCCAGCUCUGGGUACUGACUCCUCCACAGCAACUCUUCGGAUUUCUCCUUCCCCUCACUCCUUUAAUUCUUCUUUCACUUGGGGUUGUUCUUACUUUGCAGCUCAUGGUCUGAGAAUUGAAUAAAGCCACAGUGGUGCAGUGGUGAGUGAAGGGCAGGCUGGGAGGGAGUUGGAGUAUGCUACUCAUCAGUUUCACACUUGGUUGUCACAAUUUACUGUAUUUUUUACUUUUUUUUUCUGUUGCAGUUUUGCUAAUUUAUCAGAUGGUCCAAAUAUUUUGACAUAACUAUUUCAGUUUGCAUUAUUUAUUUAUGAUGCUUUUUGUCAUUGUCUUUUAUACAUUUGGGAUUAUAAAUUAUGUACAUGUUAAAAUUAGCAUCUCAAAGAAGUCUGUUACCCGUGGUCAAAAAACCAGUUGGUUUAUAUUUUCACAGAAUAUAUUCCCAGUUUACUGGAUUGGAUGUUUUUUUAAAGUAUGUAGCCAAUCAUAAUGCAAUCCUCCUCCCCCCCAAUAAUUGUGUUCUAUUUAAUAACAUUCUUGUAGCAUAGAUACUGUAUCACUAUCGACAGAUUUCUUAGAAAUGCUGCUAUCUCUAUUUAACUAACAUUUUGUUCAGUUUUUGCCUCCAGUGGAAGCAGAAAAGGUUUUUUCAGCUGUUAAAUCCAAAAUCAAUAUAAUUUAUUUAUGUAAAAAAAAAAAGUCACGAUUGAUAUAUUUUUGAACCUUUUAAGUACUAACUUUGUUUUUAUUCAGUGGAAGAACAUGUACUUGCCCUAAAUCCUUGAAAUACAAAUGCUAUAAAACUUCA